AUGCCCGCCUCGCCGCCCCAUUGGACCUCAUCCUCCCCCUGCACGGAUGCCGAUGGCCGGACCCCUCCCCAGCAAGCCUCCCAGGGCCCCGGCACCCCCAUCGGCAGCCUGCCCCAGUCAGAUUCGGAGGAAGAGCGGUGGCAGCGCUCAGGGAUGCGAAGCCGGAGCCCCCCGCGGUCCCGGUGGUGCUCGAGGGAUGGGUCCUCACAAUCAGACUCAGGAGAGGAGCAGUCACGGGGCCAGUGGGCUCACCGGCGACGGCGUGCGCGCUCCUGGUCACCUAGCUCCUCAGUGUCCAGCUCUGCGUCUCCACGGCGAUCCCAGAGCCCCCGGGCGGCCGCGGCCGCCCUGAGCCAGCAGCAGAACCUGCAGGAGCGGCUGCGCCUGCGGGAGGAGCGGAAGCAGCAGGAGGAGCUGAUGAAGGCCUUCGAGACGCCCGAGGAGAAGCGCGCACGGCGGCUGGCCAAGAAGGAGGCCAAGGAGCGCAAGAAGCGGGAGAAGAUGGGCUGGGGUGAGGAGUACAUGGGCUACACCAACACCGACAACCCCUUCGGAGACAACAACCUGCUGGGCACCUUCAUCUGGAACAAGGCCCUAGAGAAGAAGGGGAUCAGCCACCUGGAGGAGAAGGAGCUGAAGGAGCGGAACAAGAGGAUCCAGGAGGACAACCGACUGGAGCUGCAGAAGGUGAAGCAGCUGCGACUGGAGCGGGAGCGCGAGAAGGCCAUGCGCGAGCAGGAGCUGGAGAUGCUGCAGCGUGAGAAGGAGGCGGAGCACUUCAAGACGUGGGAGGAGCAGGAGGACAACUUCCACCUCCAGCAGGCCAAACUGCGCUCCAAGAUCCGCAUCCGUGACGGGCGGGCCAAGCCCAUCGACCUGCUGGCCAAGUACAUCAGCGCCGAGGAUGACGACCUGGCCGUGGAGAUGCACGAGCCCUACACGUUCCUCAACGGCCUCACCGUGGCCGACAUGGAGGACCUGCUGGAGGACAUCCAGGUCUACAUGGAGCUGGAGCAGGGCAAGAACGCCGACUUCUGGCGGGACAUGACCACCAUCACCGAGGACGAGAUCUCCAAGCUCCGCAAGCUGGAGGCCUCGGGCAAGGGGCCAGGUGAGCGCCGCGAGGGGGUCAACGCCUCCGUCAGCUCCGACGUGCAGUCGGUGUUCAAGGGGAAGACAUACAACCAGCUGCAGGUCAUCUUCCAGGGCAUCGAGGGCAAGAUCCGCGCUGGGGGCCCCAACCUGGACAUGGGCUACUGGGAGAGCCUCCUGCAGCAGCUGCGUGCUCACAUGGCGCGGGCCCGGCUGCGCGAGCGCCACCAGGACGUGCUGCGGCAGAAGCUGUACAAACUGAAGCAGGAGCAGGGCGUGGAGAGCGAGCCGCUGUUCCCCAUCCUCAAGCAGGAGCCUCAGUCCCCCAGCCGCAGCCUGGAGCCUGAGGACGCGGCGCCCACCCCGCCCGGGCCCUCCUCGGAGGGCGGCCCCGUGGAGGCCGAGGUGGACGGUGCAGCCCCGACAGAGGGCGACGGCGACGGUGAGGGCGAGGGCGAGGGCGAGGGCGAGGCGGUGCUCAUGGAGGAGGACCUGAUUCAGCAGAGCCUGGAUGACUACGACGCUGGCAGGUACAGCCCGCGGCUGCUCACGGCGCACGAGCUGCCACUGGACGCGCACGUGCUGGAGCCGGACGAGGACCUGCAGCGCCUGCAGCUCUCGCGCCAGCAGCUCCAGGUCACGGGAGACGCCAGCGAGAGCGCCGAGGACAUCUUCUUCCGGCGGGCCAAGGAGGGCAUGGGCCAGGACGAGGCGCAGUUCAGCGUGGAGAUGCCGCUCACCGGCAAGGCCUACCUGUGGGCCGACAAGUACCGGCCACGCAAGCCGCGCUUCUUCAACCGCGUGCACACGGGCUUCGAGUGGAACAAGUACAACCAGACACACUACGACUUCGACAACCCGCCGCCCAAGAUCGUGCAGGGCUACAAGUUCAACAUCUUCUACCCCGACCUCAUCGACAAGCGCUCCACGCCCGAGUACUUCCUGGAGGCCUGCCCCGACAACAAGGAUUUCGCCAUCCUGCGCUUCCACGCGGGGCCGCCCUACGAGGACAUCGCCUUCAAGAUCGUCAACCGCGAGUGGGAAUACUCGCACCGCCACGGCUUCCGCUGCCAGUUUGCCAACGGCAUCUUCCAGCUGUGGUUCCACUUCAAGCGCUACCGCUACCGUCGGUGAUGCCCUGGGGAACGGCAGGCCAGGAGGGCCGAGGGCCACACGGAUGCCACAGCCCAGGUUGGAGUGGCCCAGCCGGCAGGCUUGUUCCUUCAGCAUCUGAUGGGAACAUCUCCAAUGGAAGCAAAAUGGAAUGUGCCUCCCGGACCCCCAAAGGGCCACCCAACCUCACCAGUCACCAGCCCCAGACCACCCACAGCCCCGCCCAGACGCCCUGCCUCAUCUGGAAAUAGUGUCGUUUGUUUCUCUAAAAAGACUUUUGUAGGUGGGAAAAAAGAUAUUUUAUUCUCAUGGAACUGGCCUAUUGACAAGAUUGCAUGUUUUUUUAAUAAACGUUUUAUUUUAGAAUAAUCU
Messenger RNA from Mandrillus leucophaeus (drill), 2577 nucleotides. It is a transcript of the gene CACTIN, whose product is annotated as cactin, spliceosome C complex subunit. Gene Ontology annotation, cellular component: cytoplasm; spliceosomal complex. The record is from RefSeq and is a predicted model, not a curated record. The transcript is spliced from 11 exons. Gene Ontology annotation, molecular function: protein binding. NCBI's taxonomy places the organism in Eukaryota, Metazoa, Chordata, Mammalia, Primates, Cercopithecidae. Gene Ontology annotation, biological process: negative regulation of innate immune response; mRNA cis splicing, via spliceosome. Bases 1 to 2226 code for a protein of 741 amino acids.